This is a messenger RNA of Quercus lobata, 1308 nucleotides long. RefSeq names its product squamosa promoter-binding protein 2-like. Gene Ontology annotation, cellular component: nucleus. NCBI's taxonomy places the organism in Eukaryota, Viridiplantae, Streptophyta, Magnoliopsida, Fagales, Fagaceae. Bases 167 to 802 code for a protein of 211 amino acids. Gene Ontology annotation, molecular function: DNA binding. The transcript is spliced from 2 exons. The record is from RefSeq and is a predicted model, not a curated record.
GCUCCCUAUUGCUUUAACAUCAUUCCUCUCCUCUCUCUCUUCUGUCUGCGGUUUCCUUUGUCUCUUCUCUUUGUUCUCAUCCCCAAAGUUCCCAACUUUCCCAGAAAUUUCUUUCUCCGUAAAGACCCCAAAACACUCUCUUCCUGUGGCACUUCGUAACCUCUCAAUGGCCAAAAGACCGUUCAAGAAAGAACAAGAACAAGAACAAGAAUGUUCUGACCCUUACGAAGAUGGUGAAGAAGAAGUAGAGUACACUAGGAAGAAAGUGAUGAUAAGGGUAGUCUCAGCUAGGCAGAGAAUGAGCUCAUUGGUACCCUUAAUGAGUUAUAGUAGUGAUAGUAGUAGUAGUAGUAGUAGUAGUAACACUAGUACUAGUGCUUGUUAUGGUAAUAUUAUUGGUGGUAGUGAUGGCAUUGGCUCAUUACGUUGCCAAGCUGAUGAGUGUGGUGUGGACUUGAAAAUGGCCAAGACGUACCACAAGCGUCACAAGGUUUGUGAGCGUCACGCCAAGGCUGCUGUCGUUUUAGUCACUGGGAUUCGCCAGAGGUUUUGCCAACAGUGUAGCAAGUUUCAUGAAAUUUCACAAUUCGAUGAUACCAAAAAGAGUUGUCGGGAAAAGUUGGCUGGUCACAAUGAGCGGCGGAGGAAAACCUAUGCAGACCUUCAGGCAGAGAAUAAACAAAAACGACCAACUUCAAUUAUGGGUGGUGGCUUGCUGAAAGCCAUGAGGUAUUCAAAUUAUGGUGAAAAGAGUCUUCCAGGGAGCCCCAAUAUGAAGCAUUGUCGAAUUAAUUUUAAAUGACUGCAAUUAGCCUUUAACUUUGUAUUGAUAAAUGCAUCAACCAUUCCUCAUGUAUUCUCAACACCAACAACCACAAAGCCUUUUAGCGCCAAAAUUUUGGGGUUAGCUAUGGAUUCUCGUGUGUUCUCUUUGAUUGGAAAAAUGAUUAUUUUUUGCCUCAAGGAAUUGAGCCUACUCAAAGUCAAAGGAUACCAAUAUGUACUUCGAGCCUAGAAUUGCAGUUAAGGUUUAUGCCAUAGAAUAGUUAGUCUUUCUGUCUAUCUCGUUAUUGCCUCCUGUACAAAGUUAGUUUAUGAUGGCAUCUUGGGUUGAUAUCAUUAAUGGGUAAUUGAUGUUCUUUCCUUUGGAAUCAAGUUGGUUGUUUAUAUAAUUAGAACCAUUUUGCUUUCUUUGUAGUGGCUUCUGCAGAGCAGGCAGCGCCUGUGGCCUUGUAAUGUAAUGUGAAAAGUACUAGAGUAGAUCUUUGCAUGUAUUCGUGAUUUAUAACAAUCAUCUUUGUUUAUCUU